This is a messenger RNA of Astyanax mexicanus (Mexican tetra), 5499 nucleotides long. It is a transcript of the gene znf628, whose product is annotated as zinc finger protein 628. The transcript is spliced from 7 exons. The record is from RefSeq and is a predicted model, not a curated record. Lineage: Eukaryota; Metazoa; Chordata; Actinopteri; Characiformes; Acestrorhamphidae. The coding region runs from base 495 to 4835 and encodes 1446 amino acids.
GCAGCGCGGACCAAUCCGCGGGGCCGGUGCUGAGAGGUGGAGGCAGGCGGGUGACUGCGCGUUAGUUUGUGCUCCAGAUUAUUGUUAAGGUUGUAUGGACUAUCACUGCGGACUCCAGCCCUGUUUCAGUACAACUACAUCCAUUAAACGUUUUAGCGCUGAUAUUAAUCACAGCGAGCCCGGGGGAGCAGCGCUGUGCAGCGGGGCAGGAGCGCGGUUACUGUAAAAUAGUGCGCGGCUUGAGGAACCGGGGACCCGGGCAGGGAGAUGAAGCGGAGCAGGCCGGCUCCAGACUGGACGGAUAAAACACACGAGCCCGGAGACGAAGCGGGCAGAGCCGGGUCCGCACACUGACGGGAGGGACCUGGAAGUCCAGCUGAGGUGUUAACUCCGCCACACAUGGCUGCGAUGGCUGCCACAGAAAGUGAAAGCGGCGACUGAGACCCUCCCCAGCCCACACGGUUUGCACUGGCCUCCUGGACUUGUGGGGUACGAUGGCCAACUCUGUCGCCACCCUGGUAGUCCAAACAGAACUUCUCCCCACGCAGCCUUCCUCGUCCCUCUCCCCAUUCCCCUCGCUCCUGACCCCCGUGGAAGAGGGGGAUGACGAUGGAGAGAAGGGUGAGGAAGAAGAGAAAGAAACGGUCGUACUCACAGGCGUCGAAAUGGUGACAUCAUCAACAUCAGCAGUGUCACAGAACCCAGAGCAUCCUUAUCAGUGUCUGGACUGCGGGAAGAGCUUUAAGUGGUCUUCCAGGUUAGCACAUCACCAGCGUAGCCAUAAUAACGAGAGGCCGUACCGCUGCAACCUCUGCCCCAAGGCCUUCAAGGGAUCCUCUGCCCUGCUGUACCACCAGAGGUCCCAUUCAGGAGAGAAGCCCUAUAAGUGUGAUGACUGCGGUAAAGCUUUCAAACGAUCUUCUCUCCUACAGGUCCACCGAAGUGUGCACACCGGCCUGCGCACCUUUCAGUGCCCAUACUGCCCCCUGACCUUCAAGUGGAGCUCACACUACCAGUACCACCUGCGGCAGCACACGGGAGAAUGUCCAUAUCCAUGCGACAGCUGCCCCAAGGCCUUUAAGAACUCGAGCAGUCUGCGCAGGCACAAGAAUGUGCAUCUCGGGGUUAAGCCCUAUGUCUGCGUGGUCUGCAGCAAAGCCUUCAGUCAGUCCACCAACCUGAGGCAGCACAUGCGCAUACACACUGGCGAACGGCCGUAUGUAUGCAAUGAAUGCGGCCGCAGCUUCACCCAUUCGUCCAAUCUGGCUCUUCACCGCAACUCCCAUGUGGAAGGCAAGGCCAAGGGUGGGGCCAAAGCUGCCAAGUCGGGAACGAGGGCAGAGGUGGAGGUGGUGCUUGAGGAUACGACUUCAGAGGACUUGAGGGCAGUUGGCAUGACCAUUUCAGACAUGGUGGGUCUUGUAGGCGGACAGGAAGGCGGAGUUGGGCAGGUUUUCCUGUCACACCACAUGCCGUCGUCCUCCACGCCGUCAUCCUCUGGAAACGGCCAGAACGUGCUGACAACGGUUACAAGCUCUGGCCACAUGCAGGUUAGCAUGGAGGAGGUGAGCGUAGAAACGGGCGCAAACGUACUGCUUUACAGCUGUGGCAGCUGCAAUGAAACAUUUGGAACACAGACGCACUUAGAAGAGCAUCAGGCCCUGCACCUGGACAGCCUGGGGGCGGGGCACGGGGGUGGGGUCACCACUGGUGACAGCAUGGUGGAAGCUCAGGGUUGUGGAGUUUCCCUGAUAGGGACGGCACCCCUACUGGCAGACUUUGAGGAGGUAGUGGAAACCACAGCGGUGUCUGAAAGCGCACAAGGAGCAGAACUUCUCAGUUUAGGUGGGAUCGGAGGCGGGACCGGGCAUGUUCAGUACGAUCUGCUCCAGAGCUUCACCGGCUCCGUACCUGCCGACGCCACCGUGCCCGCAGUGGACACGACCACAAGAGUGGCGGCUUUGUCAGAAUGUUCCUACUGCGGGAAGAGCUUUAAAACCAGCAACUCUCUGAACAGACACAUGGCACAGGUGCAUCCUGUGUCCCAGCAGUCCCGCUCUCAGUUCAGCUGCUCGGCGUGUGAUCGCUCGUUCCCCCUGCUCUCCUCUCUUCUCAACCACCAGCUCUCCCACACUGAGGAGCAGAGACUUCUGGCUGAGGCUGAGGCCGAAGCAGAAAUCGUCUGUCCUCCUUCGCUUUCCCUCGCCCUGCCCCUGCCAUCCUCUCCCUCUGCCAAGCGAGAUGGAGACGAUGGCGAGAGGGAGAUUCACGUCAGCCUCAUCGCUGUGACAGAGGAGGAGAGACAAACGUGUGGGAAAACGACCACAAGGGCAUCGGGGAGGGCUGGGAGAAAAGGAGGUGGGAACAAGAGCGCCACUUCGAAUAAUGAGAGGCCAUAUCGUUGCUCAGAGUGUGGGAAGUCCUUCAAGGGUUCGUCAGGACUGCGCUACCACAUGAGAGACCACACGGGAGAAAGACCGUACCGCUGCACAGAGUGCGGAAAGAGCUUCAAGAGAUCCUCUCUGCUGUCCAUACAUCAGCGGGUGCACACAGGAGUACGAGCCUUCCAGUGCUCGUAUUGCUCUCUAACCUUCAAGUGGAGCUCGCAUUAUCAGUACCAUCUCCGCCAGCACACAGGCGAGCGGCCCUACGUUUGUCAGGAAUGUGGCAAGUCCUUCAAAAACACCAGUUGCCUGCGAAGACACAGCCAGCUGCACUCCGGCUUGCGUCCUCACGCCUGUUCUGUGUGCGGCAAGUCCUUUUCCCAAACCUCCAACCUGAAGCAGCACGAGCGUACACACUCGGGAGAGAGACCCUUUCAGUGUAUGCAGUGUCACAAGAGCUUCACACACUCCUCUAACCUGCAGCUGCACCUGCGCACACACUACUCACGCAAGGACUUCAAGUGCCAGCACUGCAACAAGGAGUUUGUCAUGCACUCUUACUUGCAGAGGCAUCUCCGAACCCACGUCAAUGGAGGACUGGCCUCGUGUGCAAAAGAAGGGGGGAAGGCCGGAAAGACUGGGAAAGGUGGGGCUACUGAAAACACUGCGACCACGAUGAGUUUGAAUGUGAACGCAUCAGGUGGGCUAGGCUCGCUGUUUCCCACGGAUGGAAACUCCACCCUGAUCCUCUCUUCAUCAAACCUGGACAUUCCCCCAAACACCUCACAGAAUUAUUUCAUGAUUCAGACUCCCAUGGGACUGCAGUUAAUCCCACUGUCCAAUCCAGUGCCAACGCAACCAGCACCACCUCCUCCACCACCACCUCCUCCUCCUCCACCACCAGUACAACCACCAUCCCAGAACUUCCUCCUACUUCAGUGCCCAUCUACUAAUGGAAUCCAGCCAAGCAUCAUCCUCGUUCCCACAGCAGGCAAUUCAAACACUGUUCCUGCCCCCGCUGUGCCACAGCCCCUGCCCUUAGUACAAACCAUACCAGCAUUGCCCCAGGUCCUGGCUUCACCUCAAACACAAAUAUCUCAGUUCCAACCACUCCAGACCCAGCAGAGGUUUAUCCUCACCAACAAUAACAAUGCUUCCCUUAUUACCACCCCACCCCAAAACACAACAGCCAUAACUAGACCCAUAUUGGGAACACUAGGCCGUACCAGGAACACCAGAACCAGGCGUGGGCGCAAAACCAAAGCCAAAACCCCAGCAUCUGUUUCCUUGCUACAGACAACACAACCUGCACCAGCAACUCAAUCAUUAACCCCACUCUCAACAUCUUCUACAAACGCUUCAACUGCUGCUGCUGCUGCUGCUCCAGUGACUUUGACCCAGCAACUUAACGUUCAGGUUCCAUCAUUGGUGCCAUCUCAGAAUUCAGGUCCAGUACUUUCUGUCACGCCUUCUGUCCCAGCCACCGUCCCAGCCACACCAGUGAACCCAACAGCAAGUGCACCAACAAAUAGUCCCUGUGCCUCAACAGGUGACCCCCAGAACGCAACUGCUGCAGACAAGCUCCCGGAGCCACUCUCAGGGGAGCACUUUGUUCUGUGUUUUAAGAAGGAGACAGGAGAGAGGGAACAGGGGGACGGGAUGGAGGUUAAGGUGGAGAUGGAUGGUAGGGUUGAGGAAGGAAGAUCUUAUGUGUUACAGUUUGAGGGAGAAGGGGAACAAGGGGAGGGAGGGAGUGGCGAAGGUGUGGAAAAGUCUUAUGUUCUUCGUAUUCAGGCGGAGGGAGAACCAGAGGGAGGUGAUGUGAAGGAGGAGGCCGAGAUGGUUUCUCUUAAUUUGCUUCAAGAGUGGAGCAGGGGAAGGGAAGGGGAAAGAAUGGAAGGGAUCGAGGGAGGUGUCGGGGUGCAGGAGAAAUCGUUUGUUCUUCAUUUCCAAGCAGAGCCUCAGAGUGAUAAUGACAUUCAACAGAACUCUAAUUUCACAGAAGGUCAGAAUGAAGACCUUGGCCUUUCCUGUCAUUCUGCCCAAACUUUGAUGCCACUUGGGGGGCAGGAAGUUGUAUUUGAGUUGGCCAAUGAGGCUAAGAUAGAUGGGGACACAAGCACUGGACAGAGCGUUCAAAUGAUUGCACUUAUAGAAGGCGAGGGCAGCAGUGCUGAGGUUGGGGACAACUUUACUGACCCAGGUAGAGUUGUUGGGACAGGAACUGGGCAAAUGGAGGGUAUCUUUCAGUUAGAGGGUGGAGAAGGUAUCGUUAUUAUUGAAGUCAGUACCGGUGGUUUGAGAGAAGAAGCAGAGGGAGGAGUUUCUUUGGGGUUACGGAAUGUGGAAAAAGAAGUUCCUGCAGCGCAGGAAGGGACGUCUGAAGAGCAGAAGGUUCUGGAAACCGAGAGCAGAUUGUCAUCAGCUGGAGUAAACGGGGCCGAGGGCUGAGCUAGAAUUGACUCGCAUGAAUAACCUAGAGAGUGCACAAUUUGUCUGAUUAACCUUCACACACUACUUCACUUGACUGUACCAGUGAUACGUGUCGUCAUUAACACAAAUCGUCCAGUUUUGGCAAAGGUUAGUGAUGUAAUGUGUCACAAUCCAGGUGACUAAAGAAACCUAACCAGUCACUCCUGAUUAGGUUCUAUGUCUUUCAGCCAUCAAAAGAUUAAAAUCAAGGGAAGCUGGAAGCCAAGCACAUGAUUAAAAAUUAUUUAACCUCUUCAAUGGUUGAACAUUUUGAGAAACUUUCCAUUUCACUUUUUCUAAUGAUUCUCUGGGCAAUGAAGUGGAGCACUGCAAUUUCUUCUACAAGGAGGCAGUUGCUCACCUGGCCCCUACGGGGAGCUGUUUCACAAACCACAAAUGGCAGAUGUAAACUGCUAAAAUAAGCUUCUGACUGAAAGAAAUUUCUAAAGCUGUUCUACUGGCAGAGAGUGUGCAGAGAUUGAGAAGAAACGAUUAAGAAUGUUGGACAUGAUAUGUAAAAACUAAUAAUAAUAUGCUGUCAUGUUGACAGUGGGUGUAUAAGAUGAACAUAAUUUGUGAAUAUGUCUAUACUGUUUCACUAUAACUGUUGAUAUUAGGACAUGGUCCUGUUCAAUAAAAAAAA